Molecule: messenger RNA, 613 nt
Organism: Westerdykella ornata
Lineage: Eukaryota; Fungi; Ascomycota; Dothideomycetes; Pleosporales; Sporormiaceae
Product: COX6A-domain-containing protein
Exons: 4
Coding region: 1-402 (133 amino acids)
Biological process (GO): mitochondrial electron transport, cytochrome c to oxygen
Cellular component (GO): mitochondrial inner membrane
Molecular function (GO): enzyme regulator activity
Source: RefSeq, a predicted model, not a curated record
AUGCUUGCCCAACGUACAUUGGCCUGCGCCGCUCCGCGAAUGGCGUUUGCCCGCGCUCCUCUCCGCCGCCGCAAUUACAGCUCCGAGACGAAGCAGUUUGCCGGUGCCGAAGAUAAUGAGUUCAAUAGAGAGCGAGCUCACAUCCAGGAACAUGCUGCUGAGAGCGGAGAAUUCUGGCGCAAGCUUUGCAUCUACGUCGCCGUUCCAGCCCUCAUUGUCGCCGGCGUUAAUGCCAAGAUCAGGUGGGAUGCUCACUGGGAACAUGUCGCUCACGAGCCUCCCCGGGAGGAAAGGCCCGAGUAUCCCUAUCAGAACAUUCGCACCAAGAACUUCUUCUGGGGCGAUGGCGACAAGACCCUCUUCUGGAAUGACAAGGUCAACUAUCAUAAGAGGAGCGAGUAAGCUGCGUCAAGCACUCGUACAAUCACGUACCACUUGACCGCGUUCCCUGGGGUGGCUCUACAUCCCCAACACCGGGGCUGGCCUUGUAUAGUACCAUCGAGCCUUAAGAUAAGCUAUCGAAACCGCGUUACCAUUUCAUUUGUCAUAUAGAUAUCGUGGCAUAGUAACUGCUCCAAUGUGUCCAUCAAAUAACUCCUUCCGGUUCAUUGCU